Vespula vulgaris is the source of this 1750-nucleotide messenger RNA. RefSeq lists its product as uncharacterized. The transcript is spliced from 5 exons. The record is from RefSeq and is a predicted model, not a curated record. NCBI's taxonomy places the organism in Eukaryota, Metazoa, Arthropoda, Insecta, Hymenoptera, Vespidae. The coding region runs from base 891 to 1661 and encodes 256 amino acids.
UAGAUCUAUUUGUUUUUAGGAUGCAUUAAUUUUUUUGAUUUACUUUUAGUUUUAUAGAAAACUGGAUAUAUAUAGGCUAUAGUAUAGGUAAGCAUCACAGGUAUUGCUAUAUAAUCUUAUCUAUGCUUAUCUCAAAAUAUUACAGAGUGAUAUAGAAUAAAGGUUUCACUCAUCCGGAUAAUCAGAAAAUAUCUCAUAUCCAACUAAUUUGGUUUAUUCUCAUAAUUUAAAAUCUUCUUUAAAUAUGAUUGACUAUUUUGUGUUAAUAAAGUGAGAAGUUUCAGAAGAAUGGUAGAAAGUAAUAGUGAGAAGAUUGUAAGAUCUGGUGUCUUUAAGUUAAAGUGAGAAAUAAUCGAUUGUAGACUGCAUACGUCGUAUGCAACUACGCAUGAGUAUGAUUUAAGAACGUCAAAACGCAAAGAUCAAAUAUUUGAGCUUCAAUCUUUCGACGACCUUUCCCGCCGCGGAGAAAAACCAGUAGGGACGAAGAUUUACGCAUACGUAGCUUAUUUCAACAAGAAAUACAUGAGAUAUAUGCAUGCAAGUACUCAUAUAUAUACGUGCUUUACCGAUUCGAUGAUACAGCCGACGAAAUGGUAUCUGAUUAGUUUACGUUCCGAUAUUUUUAAUCCUUUACGCAGUCUUGCAGUCUACGCUUCUAUUUGCUAUUUUUCAAGAUUAUUUAUUAUCGGUCGAACGGAAAUAUCUUUGUGUGCGCGAAUAUGUAUUAGAAAGAUUAUACGUGGGUUUCUCAUCUUCGAAAGGACACGUUAAACAAGUCGAAUAAAACGUGAUUUUUUCGAUAUGCCAAAAACUAAUGAAUAAUGUAUGAUUUUGGAUAUUAUCUAUCGUAGAAGUAAAAAGUCAUAAUUGAAAACUGACUUACAAUAAUGAAGACCUCGCAAGCAGAAACUCUUCUCGCGAUAUUGUACAAUGCAUCGAUGAUUUUUUCGAUUGUGUCUUUAACAUCUCUCGCGAUCAUUUGGCAGCAUUGGGAAAUGACGUUAAAUGUUUGCAUUAGCGUUAAUUGCGGUUGUAUAUUAUAUGGUAUUAAUACAUUUAGCACGUUUAUGGGUGGCGAUAUAAAAUUAUGCCAUUUUGGUGUCUACGGACUCGUUCCUACUGUUGUAAUCGGCUUGUGCCUUGGUGUAUAUCAUAUUUACAGAUGCUGCAUUAAUCGUGGUCUUGAUGAACCCAGGACAAUAAAUUAUAGUAAUAACAGAACUACUAUCAAUGGGCAAGUUGUCGUAAUUGGCCCUAAAAGGAGAGCUCCAUUUAAACAAUGGAUGUCGUCAGCAUUUUGCGCUGCUCUGAUUGGUUGUCUAUCGCUUGCACACGCAGUUGUUAUGACGGACGGAUUUUAUAAAACUUGUGAACAAUAUAAAAGAGGUCUGGUUCAACUUUUGGGUUCCAGAGGACGUGAAGCUCAUGUAAUUCGAUAUAGACUCGCUUGUGCUGCAAUUUUUGACUACAUGGAUUAUCUUCAACCGGAUGUUAAUAAUUUUAGGCGGGGAGAGGAGCUAAAUACAGGUUUUGCAUUACAACUCGCAAUCGUUUGUACAUGGCUUAAUUUUGUUACAUGGGUCAUUAUAUGUCUUCUCUGUUUUACCAUGGCUAAAAAAAAACUCAAUACUUUAGGAGAACACUUUUGUUGUUGCUGAAUUAAUUUUCUUAUUCAAGUAUCAUCUUUUAAUAUCAAUUUACAAAAUCAAUUUGAUUUGCGAUAAAUAAAUAAUUCGCUUUGCUAGUC